Messenger RNA from Metarhizium album ARSEF 1941, 771 nucleotides. RefSeq names its product ARP2/3 complex 21 kDa subunit. Bases 1 to 771 code for a protein of 256 amino acids. Lineage: Eukaryota; Fungi; Ascomycota; Sordariomycetes; Hypocreales; Clavicipitaceae. Gene Ontology annotation, biological process: Arp2/3 complex-mediated actin nucleation; regulation of actin filament polymerization. Gene Ontology annotation, cellular component: Arp2/3 protein complex; cytoskeleton. Gene Ontology annotation, molecular function: actin filament binding. The record is from RefSeq and is a predicted model, not a curated record. The transcript is spliced from 3 exons.
AUGCUGUCGAGCGACUUCAAAACGCCUGCGGCAUCGACAUUGCCCAGCACUCCAAGCUUUACGCAUGCAGACCUUGUCGCCCCGAAUAUUGUGCUCGCCACGGGACCAGAUGCAAUAGUUGCGCCUGUCAUCGACUGGGCCGAGGCCGGGUGGCACCCCGGCUACUGCGUCAACGGCGAGGUCCAAGACGAAUGGCGCGCCUACAACUCCAUCUUCAACAAUGAUCCCAACCCGCCGCGUCUCAUCGGAAACUUUCCCAUCCUCCCGCUGCGCACAAAGACCCGCGGGCCGGCCUACACCCUUCCCAUCCCGUCGCCCCCGCUGCCUCCCAACGAGUCGCCCGACCCAGACAGCGACAGCUACGAUAUCCUCGACGAGAUCAUCUCGCUCUUCCGCGCCAACGCCUUUUUCCGCAACUUUGAGAUCCAGGGCCCUGCAGAUCGCCUGCUCGUGUACGGCAUCUGGUUCCUGAGCGACUGUUUGCAAAAGAUCAAGCCUAGCGCGACGGCGAGAGACGCGCAGAAAGACGUCACGAACUUGGCCCUCGAUCUGAACUUUGCCAUACCCGGAGACCCGGGCUUUCCGUUGAAUCAGAUGUACGAGCCGGCUAGGGAUAGACAGGAUGCCGAACUUUUGAGGCAAUACAUGUCCCAGGUACGACAGGAGCUGGCGGCGCGAUUGCUUGCACGGGUGUACGCAGACGACGAAAACAAGCCUAGCAAGUGGUGGUUGAGUUUCACAAAGAGAAAGUUCAUGGGCAAGGCGUUGUAA